GAGAGAGGCGGAUCGCUGUGUCCAAUGUUUCUCCACAGAGCUGACUUGAACCUUUCUCCUCGAACAAAACGCUUCCCAUUGAGAUAGCUGAGAGUCGCUUUCCCUCUCCUGGAGAGGAGCCGGAGGUGGACCAGAGAAACAUCACAAUGAUCAACACCAUGGAAUGCGCAGUGGACGCGCAAAGCUUGAUCUCCAUUUCCUUAAUGAAGAUCCACAACUCCAGGACGCAGAGAGGGGGCAUCAAGCUGCACAAAAACCUGCUGGUGUCCUAUGUGCUGAGGAACGCCAGGCAGGUCUACAUCAAGGAGAAAUACGCGGAAAUCUACAGAAUGCAGCAGUACGAGGAGGUGAUGACGGUCUGCAACGAGAUCCAGGAGCUCAACCCGCUGGAUCUGGACGCAGAGGACGCGGACGAUGAGGAGCAGGCGCGGGUUGCUUGCUGCGGCGAACAGGCGAGCGUGUGCGGCUCUGCGUGCCACCGAGGCGCGGCGCAGCCAGCGGCGCACGCCCGGACAUCGAGCGCGCUCUCCGGCUGCUCCCCGCUUGAGGACGGCGGCAAGGAACCGGAGCCCUCCUACUACCGGAGCUGCUGCAUGGAGGCUUCCCCGGUGCCACACUGUGACCAGUUCCCCGCAAACAGCAGCGCGCACUGCAACAAAACCACAGUGCUGGAUUUGGACACGCAUGUGGUGACCACGGUGGAGAACGGCUACCUCCACCAGGACUGCUGCUGUGACGCGCUCCAGUGCGGCCAGGGCGCGCAGUCUCCGGCCAAGAAACGGAAGGUUGAGUUCGGCUGUUGUGUGUCCGACGUUGAGGAAGUAUCAGAUUUUACAGCAGCGCGCAAACGGGCGAAGCGCGAGGACUGUUCCUACUCCAACAUAGACUACACAGACACUUCCAACAUCUCCAACCUGAUCUCCAUCUUCGGCUCGGGGUUUACAGGGCUGCUGAGCAGACAGGCGGACUUGGAUCAGAUCUGUAGCAAACAGGUCCUGGCCAGUCUGGGCGCAUGGACCCGAGCGAUUGUGGCAUUUUGAAUCAAACCUUUUAAUAUUUUAGAGGAGACCGGGUCAGUUGUAACAUGUUAUUCCACUAAAGUAUUCAGUUAAACCCAGCGGAGAGGUGAUUUCACUGCCAGGCUUUGUUGGGAAACAUUUUUCUAAGCUCAGGAGAAUGUUCCGUCUACAAAUGUUCCCACACUCUUCUCUGAGAACGCUUCACGCGAAGAUGUAAUUUAUAUAACGUUUUAUAUAGUUACGCUCUCAGUAAAUGUUCUUUGGAGAGAUUUUUUUUUUUUUUUUUUUUACAAAAUGACCAUACCAAAUUUCGGAACGUUCCCUGACACUAUUGACGUACCCAAUCUUCCGGGAAUGUUCUCAGGAUAUGUAAAUCGUACUAGAGCAUUUUUGGAACAUUAUAGAAAACAAAAUGGGAACAUUCACGGAAACUUUAAAAAUAAUUUUCUUGAACGUUUCCAUUUAUGUGAUUGAAAAUGUUAGGGGAAUUCUGCAGUUUUACUGGAAAAAUAGUUUUAUUUAGGCUACUGUUCCACAUCUGUUCUACUUGCCAAUAGUAGUGAAAGAUGUAUGGAAUAGAGCCCCAUGCUUGGGGUCAGUUAAAAUACAGCAAAAAAUCUACUUUUUUGUCACCAGUGUCCAAAAACGUUACUGGUUUAGAAGCAGCCUUAUUAAAAUGACCCAAAAAUUAGCAUGAAACUAGAAAAAUACCUGAAAAUUUGAUUUCCACAAAGGUAAAAAGAAAAA
Molecule: messenger RNA, 1766 nt
Organism: Plectropomus leopardus (leopard coralgrouper)
Lineage: Eukaryota; Metazoa; Chordata; Actinopteri; Perciformes; Serranidae
Gene: ier5l
Product: immediate early response 5-like
Source: RefSeq, a predicted model, not a curated record